AUGCAAACCGUGUUGGUAGAGAAUGACUUUGUGAACCGUCACAUCCGAGAUGCCCUGCUCCUCCUGGGGCUGAACACCAUCUCCGCCUCCUUCCAGGACCAGCACUGCGAGAGCCUGUCCCUGGCCGGCAAUGUCUCUGGGCUGCAGUGCAAUGCAUCCAUGGACCUCAUUGGUACCUGCUGGCCCCAGAGCCCUGCGGGGCAGUUGGUGGUUCGACCCUGCCCCGCCUAUUUCUACGGCGUCCGCUACAACACCACAAACAACGGCUACAGGGAGUGCCUGGCCAAUGGCAGCUGGGCCGCCCGCGUGAACUACUCCGAGUGCCAGGAGAUCCUCAGUGGGGAGAAGAAGAGCAAGGUACACUACCAUGUCGCUGUCAUCAUCAACUACCUGGGCCACUGCAUCUCCCUGGUGGCCCUCCUGGUGGCCUUUGUCCUCUUUCUGCGGCUCAGGAGCAUCCGGUGCCUAAGAAACAUCAUCCACUGGAACCUUAUCUCGGCCUUCAUCCUGCGCAAUGCCACGUGGUUUGUGGUCCAGCUCACCAUGAGCCCCGAAGUCCACCAGAGCAACGUGGGCUGGUGCAGGUUGGUGACGGCCGCCUACAACUACUUCCACGUGACCAACUUCUUCUGGAUGUUCGGGGAGGGCUGCUACCUGCACACGGCCAUUGUGCUCACCUACUCCACGGACCGGCUGCGCAAGUGGAUGUUCAUCUGCAUCGGCUGGGGUGUGCCUUUCCCCAUCAUCGUGGCCUGGGCCAUCGGAAAGCUGUACUAUGACAAUGAGAAGUGCUGGUUUGGCAAAAGGCCUGGGGUAUAUACUGACUACAUCUACCAGGGCCCCAUGAUCUUGGUCCUGCUGAUCAAUUUUAUCUUCCUUUUCAACAUCGUCCGCAUUCUCAUGACCAAACUCCGGGCGUCCACCACAUCUGAGACCAUUCAGUACAGGAAGGCUGUGAAGGCCACUCUGGUGCUGCUUCCCCUCCUGGGCAUCACGUACAUGCUGUUCUUCGUGAACCCUGGGGAGGACGAGGUCUCCCGGGUCAUCUUCAUCUACUUCAACUCCUUCCUGGAAUCCUUCCAGGGCUUCUUCGUGUCUGUAUUCUACUGUUUCCUCAACAGUGAGGUCCGCUCGGCCAUCCGGAAGAGGUGGCACCGAUGGCAGGACAAGCACUCGAUCCGUGCCCGCGUGGCCCGCGCCAUGUCCAUCCCCACCUCCCCGACCCGGGUCAGCUUCCACAGCAUCAAGCAAUCCACGGCGGUCUGAGCUGGC
Neomonachus schauinslandi (Hawaiian monk seal) is the source of this 1272-nucleotide messenger RNA. It is a transcript of the gene CRHR1, whose product is annotated as corticotropin releasing hormone receptor 1. The record is from RefSeq and is a predicted model, not a curated record. Bases 1 to 1266 code for a protein of 421 amino acids. Gene Ontology annotation, cellular component: neuron projection; plasma membrane. Gene Ontology annotation, biological process: adenylate cyclase-activating G protein-coupled receptor signaling pathway; cell surface receptor signaling pathway. Lineage: Eukaryota; Metazoa; Chordata; Mammalia; Carnivora; Phocidae. Gene Ontology annotation, molecular function: G protein-coupled peptide receptor activity; corticotropin-releasing hormone binding; corticotrophin-releasing factor receptor activity. The transcript is spliced from 13 exons.